Molecule: messenger RNA, 2317 nt
Organism: Salvelinus namaycush (lake trout)
Lineage: Eukaryota; Metazoa; Chordata; Actinopteri; Salmoniformes; Salmonidae
Product: ADP-ribosylation factor 4-like
Exons: 6
Coding region: 266-808 (180 amino acids)
Biological process (GO): vesicle-mediated transport; intracellular protein transport
Cellular component (GO): cytoplasm; plasma membrane
Molecular function (GO): GTPase activity; GTP binding
Source: RefSeq, a predicted model, not a curated record
CAUGCAGAGUCGUUUUACUUACGAUCAUGUCUGCUCAAGACAAAAUGCAUUAGUUUAAUAUUGCUGUUGUCCAUCACCACGUUGGCCCAAAUGCUAAUAAAGUUGAGUCAAAUCGAUGACGUUGGGAGUUCCACGUUGGCAGCAUCAGAGGACAGAAACGAUUCUUGCUUGGGAGUCACAAACAGAAAGAUUCAGACCAAUUGUCUCAAGAACGACAAGAAUUUAGAAAAGCUUUCUGUAAUAAUUUGAGACAUUCACGCACAACAUGGGGCUCCUAAUCUCGUCAGUUUUUACCAGACUGUUCGGCAAGAAACAGAUGAGAAUACUUAUGGUGGGUUUGGAUGCUGCAGGGAAAACUACUAUCUUGUACAAACUGAAGCUGGGAGAAAUAGUGACCACCAUUCCAACUAUCGGCUUUAACGUGGAGACGGUGGAGUAUAAGAACAUCUGCUUCACGGUAUGGGAUGUGGGUGGUCAGGACAAGAUCAGACCCCUCUGGAGACACUACUUCCAGAACACACAGGGUCUGAUCUUUGUAGUAGACAGCAACGACAGAGAGAGAGUGGCUGAGUCUGCAGAGGAGCUCUCUAAAAUGCUCCAGGAGGAUGAGUUGAGAGAAGCAGUGUUGCUGGUGUUUGCUAACAAGCAGGACCUUCCCAAUGCUAUGGCCGUCAGCGACCUUACAGACAAACUGGGACUGCAGAGCCUCCGCAGCAGAGUGUGGCACGUGCAGGCGACCUGUGCGACCCAGGGCACAGGACUGUAUGAAGGACUGGACUGGCUUUCCAACGAGCUGUCCAAGCAAUAACACCGGACAUCACACAAGAGAAAAGCAGAGAAGGAGAGGGAGAACCACAGAGAUAGACUGACACCUUCAAUCAAGACAAGUUUGUUCUUGAAUAACUUGUGCCCCUAGAAUGGACAGGACUUGUGGACAAUGCAAUCAAUACAUAUAGGAACAUCUUAUUUACUACUAUUUUUACUUCGCUUUCUUUUACCAUUAUCCCUUCAAAUACUCUAAUCUUCACUUUUUCCCAACCUCAUAUCUUGCAGCAGAUAAACUAAUGCUUUCAGUUGCAUGUUUAGCUAAUGGCUGCUCUGAGACACCUCUGUAAAGUGUUCUGCUGGGUUGACGUUACCCCCAACCACUGAUCCUGGGUCAGACCUUUUUAAAUCUGCCUAUGGUUAAGUAUCAGGAUUGGGGGUGUUGUAAUCUGAUCCUAGAUCUGUGGUUAAGGGAAACUUCUACUGCAAACUGUUCAGCUACACUAGACCUCAUGGACAGUUUCACUGAAACAACCCUGGCCCUUUACCUCUCACCCCUGUGACUUCACUCCCAUGCGAUUUCACCUAUGUAAGGGACCGAAGCUUCUAGAAUGAGAUGAAGAAUAAAAUGACAAUGAUGUCAUAAAUCUCCAGAUGUUUGAGGAAGUCUUUCUGCACUGGGAGCCAAAUGGAACUCCUCCCAGUGAAUGGAACACAAUGGAACCACUGGAAACAGUUUGCUCCUGGUACUACCAGUUUUCGCCAUCUUUUUGUAGGGUUGCUUUGCUCUGGGCUCGCCACAUAGAAAAGAGAUGCUUGACUAAUGUAUUUUUUAUUUUAUUUUAAAUGGGCCACAAUUAUGUAAUAACCCAUUUCCUUAUGUGCUACGAUGUAAGCUGUGGGAAGCUGAAAUUAGUAGGUAGAAGUUGCCACUAUACAUUGAAACAGGUGUUUGAUACUUUUCCAUCCCCCUAAUGAUUCAGGUUAGGAUGGUUAAUCUGAUCCAGGAUCUGUGAUUAGUACAACUUCUACUGCAAAUGAGCUGAAACCACUUAAAAAUGUGUCAAGUCUAGUGAGAAUGUGCACCUCCUAACCCAGACUGUGGCCCUGUUCAAAUACUUAGGUGCUUUCUUUCCUCUCGGCCAUCUUUGAGGUUAUUACAUAUCUGAAGUAUUGGCUUUAAAUAAUGGUGUCAAUGAAGGAAGGAAAGGGAAGAAGACUGAAGGAUGUGUUUUCUAACCAUUGGAACCGGGCCAAUAUCAGUGUUGUAUAGUUCAGUGGCAUGCUUUGGCUCAGCAGUGCUUGCUUGUGGCUGGGCACACUCUUCUGAUAUUUGAUGGCUGUUGUUGUGCUUAAUCUGACCCUCCCCCACACACCCCUGCUGUAUCUCCCUGAGCUGUGCAUACAUUCCAACUGACAGAUGCUUUUUGAAACUGCAUAAAGCUGCCACACAACUUUUGAAUGAUGUGAUAACUAAUUAUGUUUUUCAAAACAUGUAUAAAUAAAUUCACCUGUUAAAUUGUCUUUUUCUGAGGAUUUAACUUUAAAUUGA